Messenger RNA from Impatiens glandulifera, 2389 nucleotides. Its product is annotated as receptor protein kinase-like protein ZAR1. The coding region runs from base 183 to 2237 and encodes 684 amino acids. Gene Ontology annotation, molecular function: ATP binding; protein kinase activity; receptor serine/threonine kinase binding. The transcript has 2 exons. Gene Ontology annotation, biological process: protein phosphorylation. Lineage: Eukaryota; Viridiplantae; Streptophyta; Magnoliopsida; Ericales; Balsaminaceae. The record is from RefSeq and is a predicted model, not a curated record.
AAAAGGAAAAAAAUCCCUUCUCUCUUCCCCAUCCCUCUACAGUACAGAGAACUGGAAGCUUUCAUACUCAGAGCGUUCUCAAUCUCUCUCUGUGAGCUCCAUUUGGUUUCUGGUGAAGAAAGAUAAGAGCUUUGGAACCUAUUUCCAGCUCCAACGGUCACUUGUUUUUCUUGUUCUUGAGGAUGGUUCCUCUGUUUCUACUGAUAUUUGUUCUCUGCAACACUCAAUUAGCAAAUGUGGUUUCUUUGAAUGAUGAAGGAAAUGCACUUUUAGACUUCAAGCGGUCCAUUUGGGAAGACCCAGAAGGGUCUCUGCAUAACUGGAACAAUUCUGAUGAAAACCCUUGUUCUUGGAAUGGAAUCACAUGCAACAGGCAAAAAGUCGUCUCUCUUACCAUACCAAACAAGAAACUCUCUGGUUUCCUUUCUCCCUCUCUUGGUUCUCUCUCUGAACUCAGACAUUUAAACCUAAGGAGCAACAAAAUCUCAGGUACCAUACCUUCUGACCUCUACAAAGCCUUGGGUCUAAAAAGCUUGGUGCUUUAUGGAAAUUUCUUAUCCGGUUCAAUCCCUUCUGAACUUGGUAAGCUCACUUAUCUCCAAACUUUAGAUUUGUCAGAAAAUCUCUUAAAUGGGUCACUUCCUGAAUCAUUGAUUCGAUGCAAGAAAUUGAAGACCCUCGAUCUUGGUCGGAACAACUUCACCGGCCCUCUCCCGGAUGGAUUUGGUGCUAAUCUGUCUUUGCUUGAAAACCUUAACCUUUCGUUCAAUAGAUUUAACAGUCCAAUUCCUGAUGACUUAGGAAACUUGUCUAAUCUUCAAGGAACUGUUGAUCUAUCACAUAAUGAGUUUACUGGUUCAAUUCCAGCUAGCCUUGGUAAUCUUCCUGAAAAAGUGUACAUUGAUCUAACAUACAACAAUCUAAGCGGUCCGAUACCUCAAACUGGGGCUCUUAUAAACCGGGGACCAACAGCUUUUAUUGGGAACCCAUUUCUAUGUGGAGCUCCAUUGAAGAACCCUUGUGGGAAUUCCUCAUCUUAUCCUUACUUGCCUGGUUCUUCUCAGGAUAACAAUGAUGGAAGCAAUACUAAGAUUGCAAAAGGGUUAAGUAAAAGUGCCAUUAUUGCGAUUAUAUUGGGAGAUAUUAUCGGUGUAUGCAUCAUCGGUUUGCUGUUCUCUUAUUGCUAUUCGAGAUUACGUCAGGGAAGAAGGAAAGGGAAAGGAAAAGGGAAGAAGGAGUGUAUGACGUGUUUUCGUAAGGAGGAAUCAGAAACAUUAUCGGAGAAUAUGGAGCAGCAUGAUCUUGUUCCUUUGGAUAUGCAUUUGUCGUUUAAUCUGGAUGAACUGUUGAAGGCUUCGGCUUUUGUGCUGGGGAAGAGUGGGAUUGGGAUAGUUUAUAAGGUUGUUCUUGAAGAUGGAUUUAUACUGGCUGUGAGGAGAUUGGGAGAAGGUGGUUCACAAUGGUUUAAGGAAUUUCAGACUGAAGUUGAAGCAAUUGGGAAGAUUAAGCAUCCUAAUAUUGUGGCUCUUAGAGCGUAUUAUUGGUCUGUUGAUGAGAAGCUUCUUAUUUAUGAUUUUGUCCCAAAUGGCAACUUGGCCAAUGCAAUUCAUGGUAAGGCUGGAAAUGCAUCAUUUACUCCACUCCCAUGGUUGAUAAGGAAGAAAAUUAUGCAAGGAACAGCAAAAGGUUUGGUUUAUCUGCAUGAGUUUAGCCCCAAAAAGUACGUCCAUGGAGACAUUAAACCGAGCAAUAUAUUGCUCGAUUCAAACAUGGACCCUAGAAUAUCCGACUUUGGACUAGGGCGGUUGGCCAACAUAACAGGAGUAAUAACCCCGACUUUGGCCACAACAAACGAUGGCCCAACCUUGCGCCCAAAUAAUAUCACGAGUUCUUGUUAUCGAUCCCCAGAAGCUAUGAAAACGCUUAAACCUUCUCAAAAGUGGGACGUGUAUUCGUAUGGUGUGAUCUUGUUGGAAAUGAUAAGCGGAAAGUCAGGGAUCAUUCAAGUUGGGAAGAAAGAGAUGAAUCUGGUUAACUGGUUUGAGCUUUGCAUUGAAGAGAAGAGACCUAUUUCGGACGUUCUUGAUCCGUAUCUGGCUCAUGAUGAUGACAAGGAAGAGGAGAUUGUUGAGGUUUUGAAAAUCGCAAUGGCGUGUAUACAGAGCAGCCCGGAGAGGAGACCUUCCAUGAGGAACGUUAGUGAAGCUUUGGAAAGACUUUCCAUUUCCAAAGAUUGACUAUAAGUGAUUUAGAAUUUGUUUAUUCUCAUUUGUGUAAGGAAAAACAAAAUGUUUUAGGUAGAAUCAUGUGUAAUCAAUAUUAUUCUUAACUAAAAGUUUAUGACAUUACCAUAAGUUUGUUUUUCUAUGUUGUUUUAUGUUUGAGCAAA